AUCCCUACCAUUUCCCACCACCCAUAUCCAGAACGAGUCCCGUGUAACGACAUACGACCAUGUUCCGCUUCGCUUCCCCCACCCUCCGCCGCACGGCCCCCGUCCUCAACCGGCCGCUGUCCACCACCACCCACGCUCCUUCCCUUUCCACCCUCAAGUUCACCCGAACUCAACCAACACCCGUCUUCCCGAGACCGCUCGCGUGCUGCCCGCCUUCGACGCUGCUUCGCGGUCAGCUGCUCGUGAGAGGCGCCGCGAGCCAAGUCUCCGGACGCCCCGGCUCGCAAACCGCGGCGCAGGCCGCGCAGAACAUCAAGGAGGAGGUCGGCAGCGCAGGCGGCGACUUCGCUAAGGCAAUCGCAGGAGGAAACGUCUUCUCAGAUGCUGUGGCGCCGACGCAGCGGACAUUCCUCGGGAUCACCAACGCCGUCGCGUAUGCCGUUCCUACCCCCUACAUCGUCUUCGGCCUCGCUGGCGGGCUGCCGUAUGUUGGCACAGCAGUCGCGAGCAUCUACCUGGCCCGCGAGGCCGGUAUUGCCACGACCGGCCUCAUGACGAACAUCGAUCCUGGCGUCGCGAUCACCGUGCUCGACCAGGCCCUCAACAUCCAGAUGACCUACGGUGCCGUCCUGCUGUCCUUCCUUGGUGCCCUACACUGGGGCUUCGAGUUCGCCGGCUACGGCGGUACGAAGGGAUAUCCCCGCCUCGUCCUCGGAAUGACGCCGGUCGUCUUCGGCUGGUCGACGUUGAUGAUGGAUCCCGUGCAGGCUCUCAUUGCGCAGUGGGUCGGCUUCACCGCUUUGUGGUGGGCUGACCUGCGGGCUACCAACGCGGGCUGGGCGCCAGCAUGGUACUCGCAGUACCGCUUCUACCUGUCGAUCCUCGUCGGCACCUGCAUCAUCGGUACCCUCGCCGCAACCAGCUACUGGGGCCCCGUGGGUGGACAUGGACUGAUUAGCCACGACCUCAACAUGAUCCGUGCUGAGCGCAAGCAGAAGCAGCCCGAGCGUGAGGGCCAUGUUGGUGGAGACAUUGAGGCGCUGCCAGCCCCUGAGAGUGCCGACUCGUACGUGAUGAUCAAAAAGAAGAGCAGCAACCAGAACGGUGACAGUGGUGCGUCUGAGUCUGGGUCUGAGCGCUGAGCAGGGAGGAGAGUAAAGAAUGCAUACCGCUGAGUUGAGUCGGUGAAGCUGACGGACAUUACCACGUUGUAAUAUUAUCACUUGUAAAUCGUUGUAUAGCAGAUCAUUUCAUGAUCUCCGCAAAAUGUAGACCAGUAGUAUAGAGCUCGGAAUAUGACCAGUAAUCUUGAAAUGGAGGUGUAGAGCAAGGUUGGAGGACGAGCAAAAUGGCGGUCGGAUGAGUGACGUUUAGACGCCGAUGAGCGUCUGCACGGAGGCGGGAUGGUCUGGAAGGUUCGGGAGAGCAAACACGGCCAGCAUAAAUUAGGAUCCAUGAAGUGCUC
Molecule: messenger RNA, 1465 nt
Organism: Fomitopsis serialis
Lineage: Eukaryota; Fungi; Basidiomycota; Agaricomycetes; Polyporales; Fomitopsidaceae
Exons: 5
Coding region: 60-1142 (360 amino acids)
Source: RefSeq, a predicted model, not a curated record